This is a messenger RNA of Anastrepha ludens (Mexican fruit fly), 1246 nucleotides long. RefSeq lists its product as uncharacterized. NCBI's taxonomy places the organism in Eukaryota, Metazoa, Arthropoda, Insecta, Diptera, Tephritidae. The record is from RefSeq and is a predicted model, not a curated record. Gene Ontology annotation, biological process: negative regulation of oxidative stress-induced intrinsic apoptotic signaling pathway. The transcript has 3 exons. Bases 89 to 1126 code for a protein of 345 amino acids.
UGUACAUACGUUCUUUCGGUUUUCAAAUUAAAAUAUUUCAAACAAAUAUUUCUCCCUAAUUCUCAUUGCUUUGCAUGAAAUUUCCACAAUGUUCGAAGACACACUUCUCAUUAUAAAAACGGAUUAUCUGCACAAGCGUCAGCCAGUAUUGAUGCAUUUAUUACAAAAUGGAUUUAUGAUUAAAGGUCAACGCAAAAUACUUUUUUCCCCCGAGAAUGCAGCAGAGUUCUACAAACCUCUGGCGGAAGACAAAGAUUUCAUGUUACAAGUAAUUUUGCUGUCGAAGGGCAACAGCGAGGCCUUCAUACUGACCAAGGAGAAUGCGGUAGAAGAUUUGAUCUGUAAUAUGGUUUGCUAUUUCACUACGUCUGCUGAAAUGGAGCGCAAUGUGCACGUUUCGAAGAGCGCAGAGAGCGCAGGGCGCGAGAUAAGUUUCAUAUUUGUAAAUUAUAUUCCGGAGCCCACACCAUUUUUCAAGCGCCACAAAUUCACUUCAGAUCCCCUUAUUGCGCCGCUCAUUAGUCAACUUUAUGAGAUUGUGCAAAAGUCGAAUGAUGAAACUAAAAGCUGGAAAGUACAAUUGGCCGAGUGGUUGACUCUGGCAAAUCCAGAGUUGCCAAUUAUAAGCAAUGCCUGUGCCACUCAUGCUAAGGCUUUUCUCGAGGACAAGGCUCAGCAGGUUAAUCUUUUGGAUUCAGGAGAAAAAAAGCCACGUGUUUUUCAUAUUGACGGCGUUGGUGGUGAACCGACUUCUGCAGAUGUCACAUUUGCCUCUUCAAGCUCAUCUUCUGGCGGCUCAAUAGUUAUGAGUACUUCAUCGUGCAUGACUUGUCGGCCAUUCGAGCGCACUGAUGCCGAUGUGAGCACUGAGGAUGAAUGCAAGAAGGCCGCGAAGUUAUUCGCACCAAAGACAGCACCGUUGCAAAGUAAAGCGCAGGAGGAGGAGGAAGAGGAAUGUGAAGAUGAAAUGGUCAUGAAAGUGUGUGAGGAUCAUAUAGAACAGUGGAAGGCAGAGCUACGUGUCGAUAAAGAGGAAAUGAAAAAGGUGUUACCUUAUGGCGGUAAGGAUCUAGAGAUCAUCAACGAAAUGGACAUCGAGGAGGAACACUUUCUGACGGAGGAAUGAGACCUGGUAAUCAGAGAAUGUUUGCUGAUACGCUUUUGGAAUUCACCUUAGAACCAAUUUCUGGGCUGUGUAUAUUUUGGAGUUUGAGUUUUUUUCAUGCGAAAUAUAUGGUAUUGUAAA